Messenger RNA from Podarcis lilfordi (Lilford's wall lizard), 2097 nucleotides. NCBI's taxonomy places the organism in Eukaryota, Metazoa, Chordata, Lepidosauria, Squamata, Lacertidae. The record is from the annotation of a GenBank genome assembly.
AUGGAGCGCAGUUACCUGUUGGCCGUGGCUUUCCUCCCGCUCUUGCUGCCGGCUUGGUCGCCGGGGCUGCCGCGCUCUAGCUGCGCCGCUUCUGCUGCCGCGGCGGCAGCCGCCGCCGCAGCCGCCUCGUCGUCGUCCUCUUCGGCGUCUUCUUCGUCCGCGUCGGCGUCGUCGGCCAAGGAGCUGUCUUGCCAGGAGAUCACGGUGCCCCUGUGCAAAGGCAUCGGCUACAACUACACGUACAUGCCCAACCAGUUCAACCACGACACGCAGGACGAGGCGGGGCUGGAGGUGCACCAGUUCUGGCCCCUGGUGGAGAUCCAGUGCUCGGCGGACCUGCGCUUCUUCCUGUGCAGCAUGUACACGCCCAUCUGCCUGGACGACUACAAGAAGCCGCUGCCGCCGUGCCGCAGCGUGUGCGAGCGGGCCAAGGCCGGCUGCGCGCCCCUCAUGCGCCAGUACGGCUUCGCCUGGCCCGACCGCAUGCGCUGCGACCGCCUGCCCGAGCAGGGCAACCAGGACACGCUCUGCAUGGACUACAACCGCACCGAGCUCGCCACCGCCGCGCCGCCGCCCCCGCAGCCCAAGCCGCCGCACCGCAAGCCUGCCGGCGGCGGCGCCAGGAUCCCCGGCGCGGCCGUCCCUCCUCCUCCGCCGCCGCCCGCCGAGCCGCCCCUGCGCAAGGCCCGGCCUCCGGCGCCCUGCGAGCCGGGCUGCCAGUGCCGCGCGCCCAUGGUCUCCGUGUCCAGCGAGCGCCACCCGCUCUACAACCGCGUCAAGACCGGCCAGAUCGCCAACUGCGCGCUGCCCUGCCACAACCCCUAUUUCAGCCCCGACGAGCGCGCCUUCACCGCCUUCUGGAUCGGCUUGUGGUCCAUCCUGUGCUUCAUCUCCACUUUCGCCACCGUCUCCACCUUCCUCAUCGACAUGGAGCGCUUCAAGUACCCCGAGCGGCCCAUCAUCUUCCUGGCCGCCUGCUACCUCUUCGUCUCCUUGGGCUACCUGGUGCGCCUCGUCGCCGGCCACGAGAAAGUGGCUUGCAGCGGCGGCGCGGCGGCGGGUGCAGUGCCGGCGGGUGCCGGAGGGGGCGCUGCAGGAGCAGCCGCGGCAGUCGGAGGGCGCGGGGCGGCAGGGGGCGCUGCGGAGCUGCAGCCGGAACUAGCCGUGGCGGAGCACGUGCGCUAUGAGAGCACUGGCCCUGCCCUGUGCACAGUGGUCUUCCUGCUGGUGUACUUCUUUGGCAUGGCCAGCUCCAUCUGGUGGGUCAUCCUGUCGCUCACCUGGUUCCUGGCGGCUGGCAUGAAGUGGGGCAACGAAGCCAUAGCGGGCUAUGCGCAGUACUUCCACCUGGCCGCCUGGCUGCUGCCCAGCGUCAAGUCCAUUGCCGUGCUGGCUCUCAGCUCGGUGGACGGGGACCCCGUGGCUGGCAUCUGCUACGUGGGCAACCAGAGCCUGGAGAACUUGCGGGGCUUUGUGCUGGCCCCCUUGCUGAUAUACCUGGCCAUUGGCUCCAUGUUCCUGCUGGCGGGCUUCGUCUCGCUCUUCCGCAUCCGCAGCGUCAUCAAGCAGCAAGGGGGCCCCACCAAGACGCACAAGCUGGAGAAGCUCAUGAUCCGCUUGGGCCUCUUCACCGUCCUCUACACGGUCCCGGCCGCCAGCGUGGUGGCCUGCCUCUUCUACGAGCAGCACAACCGCCCCCGCUGGGAGGCCACGCACAACUGCCCUUGCCUGCGGGACCAGCAGCCCGACCAGGCGCGCCGGCCGGACUACGCGGUCUUUAUGCUCAAGUACUUCAUGUGCCUCGUGGUUGGCAUCACGUCCGGAGUGUGGGUCUGGUCCGGGAAGACUCUGGAGUCCUGGAAGGCGCUCUGCACCCGUUGCUGCUGGGCCAGCAAGGGGACCGCCGCCGCAGUGGCGGCAGGGAGCAUUGGAGCGGUUGGCGGUGGCGGAGGGAGCAUGGUGACUGCCGCUGCGGUGGGGGGACUGGGGGGCGGAGCGGGGUCCAUGUACAGCGACGUCAGCACCGGCUUAACGUGGAGGUCUGGCACCGCCAGCUCAGUCUCAUAUCCAAAACAGAUGCCCUUGUCCCAGGUGUAA